CUGAUAAGAGGACUGAUAAUAAAUGUUUGAACGACAUUUGAACCAAAGCGACUGUUUGCAUGUAUGCGUUCCAUCGAUUGACGUUUUAAAGAAACUGCACAUGUACGUGAAGCAUGUGUAUUGUGUAUGUAGUGAUUACGGCGUUCCACACUCCACACUGUUCUCAUUAAUGUUUGACAUGGGGUACAACAGAGGGUUGAAAUUCGGCACUGCCGUAACUCUACUGACGGUUUUAGUUGCAGUUUAUUAUAGAAAUACCGAGAACGUUCUACAGAAACGUCUGUUAACUUUGAUUCAUGGAUUGGAGAGACUGGAGAACAAACACGUGAUCACCUCGAAGCCAAAAGUUGCGAUAGGUUAUGGUGUGUGUACUGACGUUUUCGUGUACGCCGACCAGCUGCUGAAAUUCACCGAGGAAGUCGGUCAACCGGAACAUUUCGACGAAAUUAUCACGGAAUUGGAGCUUUUGAAGAGUUUCGCUUAUUAUUUUCGACAUGGAGCCGCCACAGAGCGAUUCAUGGCGAAUCGAACGUUAUUCGACGAGCUUGUUGCCAAAGCUCGCUCGUUCCCAUCCUCUUAUUCCACUAUCGGCGGAAAUGCCGCACUUAUGGCACUACGAUUCGCUAAGGAAGGCUGCGACGUGACACUGGCUGCUAAAUUAACUAAGUCUUUACACCAGAUGAUGCCGCAGAUCAUUAACAUCGUCGGAGGAGAAGUGAAACGGGAUGAUAUUCACUUGAUUAUAGAGUAUAAACGUGGAGAUGUUUGGGGUCCCUAUUCUAGUGCUAGAGCGAACAGAUACAUAGUUCACAAUGAUAUCAACAAUCCAAUGAUAAGCUCCAUCGAUGCAUUCGAUGAAGCCUUAUCUGAAUCUGAGCCUAAUUUGCUUGUUGUCAGUGGCCUACAGAUGAUGGACAGCUAUCCUUAUCCGGAUGGUGAACAGCAGAGACUCCUGCUUAAGGUGAAAAAGCAAAUGAUGCAGCGAUUGCCGACCACAAAAAUUCAUUUUGAAAUGGCUUCGUUUGUGGACGCUGAAUUGCUGUUUGAGUUAUGCGAUUCAGUUAUUCCCUACGCGGAUAGCUUAGGCAUGAACGAGCAAGAAAUCGUCAAUCUGCAUAAUGCCGUGUAUUACAGGAAUAUUUCUUUGGUAGCGAAUUCGACGCCGCGUAUCGCAUCAGUUCUGGAUCAAAUGCGAACAUUGUUCAAAGUGAUCCGCAUGAAGAGCAAAUCGAUUCCCAAUUCGCGAGAACUCACGCGAAUUCAUGUACAUACUUUAGCGUAUCAAGCUAUAUUCACUGUAAAAGGAUCAAUCUGGAAAAACACUAUGGCUGCGGCAGCCAAAGCAUCCUUGACCGCUCACAGACACGUUUGCGCGACGAGUAAUGUGGAUGUGAAGAAAGUAGCUUUGAUGUUGGACGAUAGCUUUUCGACUUCCAUCACCGACGGCACUCGGAUAGCACUGGAUAUCAACAAACCAGUCUCGUGUUGGGACGAGGUGUUGAAAACAGGAACCGAAGACACUGCCAUUCAAGUGUGCGUCGCGCCUGUUUUAGUUUGUACCGAAGCUGUUCAAACUGCCGGUGGCGGUGAUAAUGUUUCGAGCGCAGGUCUAAUAUUGCAAAUCUAAGCCUCACAUUGUUUGCAAAUAAUUGGAUAACAUCGAAAUGUCUUUAUCCGUAUCGUUCUGCUUCGGCACUCGGAUAGCGAAAUUAGGUUCAUCGCACCUACGCUUCGGAUGAUUAGAUUACCGUUCAUUCCACGAGAUAUCAUUCCAAAGGAUACAAGAUGUUCAACCUUUUCACUCCGCAAGUGAAUAUUUUUUUUAGAAUUUUCUGAAGAAUGAAAUGUUUUGAUAUCGCACUCUUCUAUCUGAGUACAUUGAAAAACUAGCAGGCUUAAAUGUAGGCGCUAAUGGUUUUUUAACCGAUUGACAUAUUUAUUGUUACGUGUGAGUGAUGAAUUACGACUUUAAAGUAAACUAAAAGUUAAUGAAAUGUUUUACAAUUAACCGUUCUAGCGUUUCAUACAUGACAAGGGCGGUGAUCGUGAUCGUGUACGACACUGAAUAAUACUUUUAAAAAAAGUAGCGACACAAUGAAUGAAAAUGUAAAUGGAACUUGAUAAAAGUGUUCAAAAAAUGAA
Messenger RNA from Megalopta genalis, 2142 nucleotides. Its product is annotated as ADP-dependent glucokinase. Gene Ontology annotation, molecular function: ADP-specific glucokinase activity. The record is from RefSeq and is a predicted model, not a curated record. Gene Ontology annotation, biological process: glucose metabolic process. Gene Ontology annotation, cellular component: endoplasmic reticulum. Lineage: Eukaryota; Metazoa; Arthropoda; Insecta; Hymenoptera; Halictidae.